UUUCCCCAUCGCCUUACGCCAAGGGUAGGGGGUGUGCAUAGGCAGAUAUUAACCUAUGCUUAAAACUUUCUUUAGUGAAAGUUCAUACUUACACUUUUUUUGUGUUAAAAACCUCUUCUCACUCGCUUAUUUCAAGCGCGCGGAGGCUUUUUUCCAUUGCUGAUUUUUCAUUGUAUCAAAGACAACGUAACUUAAGCCAAGAUGAUUGACACAGUGACAGGACCUGGAGCACAGCCCUUUGCUGUUCAGCUGAAGGCCAUGAUGGAUUUGGAAGGCCGAUACCAACCAAAGCUGAGCGGCUUGAGGCUCAUCGAGGGGUCCCAAGACAAUGGCCUCAGGAUGACCACCAGACUGAGGGAACUGGAGGUGAAGGACCUGCUCUCUCUGACCAGGUUCUUUGGUUUCAGCUCGGACACCUUCUCGCUGGCCAUCAGCUUGCUAGAUCGAUUCCUCUCUGUAAUGAAGAUUCAACCAAAGCACCUGUCCUGUGUGGGCCUGUGCUGCUUCUACAUUGCUGUUAAGUCCUCGGAAGAGGAGAAGAACGUGCCUCUGGCCAACGACCUGAUCCGCAUCAGCCAGAAUCGCUUUACAGUGUCUGACAUGAUGAGGAUGGAGAAGAUCAUCAUGGAGAAGCUCCACUGGAAGGUGAAGGCCCCCACAGCGCUCCGCUUCCUCCGCCUCUUUCACAGCCACAUCCAGGAGCAGCUCGACGCUGAGAGCAAGAAGAUACUGAGCCUUGAGAGACUGGAGGCUCAGCUGAAAGCCUGUCACUGCUCAUUUGUCUUCUCCAAAAUAAAGCCAUCUCUGCUUGCCAUGGCUCUCCUGUGUUAUGAGGCCCAGGAACAACAUGACCCAGAGUACACUGACAAAAUACCAGAGGCUCUGAAAAGCCUGCAGCAGCAGCUGAAUAUCAGAGAUGGCGACCUGGUUUUGGUGCGCGAACUGGUUGGAAAAUGCCUGGCUGAAUAUGCCACCACCAAGUGCUACAGGCCAAUCAGCCAGAGGCUUCGCUGGACUAUUUCGGGAAGAACUGCACGUCAGCUGAAGCACAGCUACUACAAGAUCGCUCAUCUUCCCACCAUACCUGAGUCAGCUUAUUAAACCUGGAGGUACAAACGGGUGACUUUACAUGCAGAGAAAAAUGACAACUGUCCCCAAACUCUCUGAUUGGAUGUAACUUUUGGGUGACUUUCUUGCAGUAUGGUCUCCCACAUACAGCUCCAGUUAUUUUCCUUACAGAUUUUCAUCUGUGAUGAUGGAUUUCUGUAAGGAAAAGCUCAAAAUGCAACAGUUUUCAUCAAGUUUGUUUGUUUGUCAUACAUUGAUCAAGCACACUGCAUUUUCUCUGCCCCAAUGAGAAGGAGUAAUUCAUCUAAGACCAUCCAAGUUUUACUUUCCUGGUUGAGUUGCUUGUGCAAGUGUACAGUAUGUUCUUGUUUAAAUCCGUACCAAGGUGUUUGGUAUUUCCUGGAACGGGUUGCUGGUUUUAAGCUAAUAAGUAUAGAACCACCUAGGUCCUCAGUCCACCAUGUGGAAGAGGAGGGAGAAGGAUUUUGUGAACAGCAAAAAUGGAACCAAGAAAUCGGGCCCAAAAUCCUUAACUCUCACCCUAGGUUGCUAAACUGUCCUGAAUGCACACUCCUACCCAAGGUGAUGAUUUUUUGUUUUUUUAUUUUGAUAUGGUGAGGGAGCUCCAGUUUUCUCCAGUGAAGUGAGGCUAGUGACGAUCCCGUCAUGUACGGCUAACCAUACUGUGUGAGCUGAAAUGUUGUCAGUGGUUACAGAUGAGUUGUUUUCACAAUUCUUGAUUUGUGUACACAGAGUGAAGCACUACAUGUGUUAAUUGAUUUCAGUUGUCAAUUAUGCAGAGAACACAAAAAAGGUCAUUGCAGUGGAAAUGUGGAUUGGAAUUUGUAUUGCAUUUUCUUUGCCAGUUUCCCUGUCUAGUUUAAGUUUCUUUUAGUGACAAUGAAAUGUGUUCUCAAAUUGAAAGUGGCAAAUUGAACGCACCAUCUGGACAACCUUGAUACUUGUACCUUUCAAUAAAACUUUAUUGAAAAGCUA
Molecule: messenger RNA, 2064 nt
Organism: Chelmon rostratus (copperband butterflyfish)
Lineage: Eukaryota; Metazoa; Chordata; Actinopteri; Chaetodontiformes; Chaetodontidae
Gene: ccng1
Product: cyclin G1
Exons: 6
Coding region: 202-1101 (299 amino acids)
Biological process (GO): regulation of cyclin-dependent protein serine/threonine kinase activity; mitotic cell cycle phase transition
Cellular component (GO): nucleus; cytoplasm; cyclin-dependent protein kinase holoenzyme complex
Molecular function (GO): cyclin-dependent protein serine/threonine kinase regulator activity
Source: RefSeq, a predicted model, not a curated record